This is a messenger RNA of Emys orbicularis (European pond turtle), 1557 nucleotides long. It is a transcript of the gene PDE9A, whose product is annotated as phosphodiesterase 9A. The coding region runs from base 1 to 1557 and encodes 518 amino acids. The record is from RefSeq and is a predicted model, not a curated record. Gene Ontology annotation, molecular function: 3',5'-cyclic-GMP phosphodiesterase activity. The transcript has 18 exons. Gene Ontology annotation, biological process: cGMP catabolic process; signal transduction. Lineage: Eukaryota; Metazoa; Chordata; Testudines; Emydidae.
AUGGGAUCCGGCUCCUCAACUUACCGACCCAAGUGUAUUUAUUUGGAUAUUGAUGGAAGAAUUCAAAAGGUGGUCUUCAGUAAAUACUGCAAUUCCAGAGAUAUUGUGGACCUCUUCUGCAUUGCAACUGGGUUACCAAGGAACACAACUAUUUCACUUUUGACGGUUGAUAAUUGCAUGGUAUCCAUCGAUCCAACAAUGCCAGCAAACUCAGAGAGUACGCCGUAUAAAGUGAGACCUGUGGCCUCUGGACAGUUAUCAGAGAAAGAGGAAUUGUUCCAGAGUGUAUUGACGCAGGUUGCUGAACAAUUCUCAAGGGUGUUUAAAAUCAAUGAACUGAAAACUGAAGUAGCAAAUCACUUGGCAAUGCUGGAGAAAAAAGUUGAACUGGAAGGACUGAAAGUAGUAGAGAUCGAGAAAUGCAAGAGUGACAUUAAAAAGAUGAGGGAGGAAAUGGCAGCAAGAAGCACCAGGACCAGCUGUCCCUGUAAGUACAGCUUCAUAGAUGAAAACAAGAAGUUGACACCCCGAAGAGACGUACCAUCCUAUCCAAAGUACAUGCUGUCUCAGGAGACCAUAGAAGCACUUCGGAAACCAACGUUUGACGUCUGGCUGUGGGAGCCCAAUGAGAUGCUGAGUUGUUUGGAACAUAUGUACCAUGAUCUCGGAUUGGUGAAAGACUUUAAUAUCAACCCCAUCACGCUGAAGAGAUGGUUGCUGUGUAUUCAUGACAAUUACAGAAACAACCCGUUCCAUAAUUUCCGGCACUGCUUCUGUGUGACUCAGAUGAUGUACAGUAUGAUCUCACUCUGCAAUCUCCAGGAGAAAUUUUCCCAAGUUGAUAUCUUAAUUCUAAUGACUGCCGCAGUAUGCCAUGAUUUGGAUCAUCCAGGAUACAACAACACCUACCAGAUUAAUGCCCGAACAGAGCUUGCAGUGCGCUACAAUGACAUCUCGCCACUGGAGAACCAUCACUGUGCUGUGGCUUUCCAGAUCAUUGCCCAGCCAGAAUGCAACAUUUUCUCCAAUGUCACCCAGGAACAAUUCAAACGAAUAAGACAGGGGAUAAUUACAUUAAUCCUAGCAACAGACAUGGCAAGACAUGCAGAAAUACUGGACUCUUUCAAGGAAAAAAUGGAUCAUUUUGAUUACUCAAAUGAGGAACAUGUGACCUCUUUGAAGAUGGUACUUAUAAAAUGUUGUGAUAUCUCGAAUGAAGUCCGCCCGAUGGAAGUAGCGGAACCAUGGGUAGACUGCUUAUUAGAGGAAUAUUUUAUGCAGAGUGACCGAGAAAAGUCUGAGGGACUUCCAGUGGCACCUUUCAUGGACCGAGAUAAAGUGACCAAACCAACAGCACAGAUCGGGUUCCUUAAGUUUGUCCUGAUCCCAAUGUUUGAAACAGUAACAAAGCUUUUUCCAGAAGUUGAUGAAGUGAUGCUCCAACCUCUUUGGGAAUCCAGAGACCGCUACGAGGAAUUAAAACAACUAGAUGAUGCUAUGAAAGAGUUACAAAAGAAGAAAAGCACAAGUUUGACAACUGACAGCACAGAGAAGUGA